AUGGAGGCUUCAGCCAGCACUGGUGUCAAAAGAAAGCGAGGGGGGCAACAACAACGGAUAGCUCGAGCUGCAGCUGAGGAUGUUGCCAAGGAGACCGACAGCAAGCUUUCCGACUACUUGGUUGAUCAGAUGUCAUGGGGCUACAUGUCGCCCCAACAAGUGCAACGAAUCGCCGACUUAGCACACUGUGAUGUUCAAGCUGCACUGUCAACCGAAAGAGUGCCAAACAAUCUGGAGUCGCUGGCCAAUGCAGGUACACGGGGGCAACAUGCAAACAAGUGCUAUGGCGACGUGAUGAAAGCUGCGACCAGAAGCUCUGAGUUGCAUGUGUCGGCGCCGAUGUUGGUAUCUAUCCCCUUCAGACACCCGGUCGGCAACAGAAUGCAGGCGAUGCUCUUGCCCCACCAGCUGUUCUCUGACAUUUAUCAUCAUCACCGUGCCACCUGGGAACAAUGCAUUUUGGGCCCACCUGGAGAUCUACAGCGUUACACCGGCAAUGAAAGCCACGAGGUGCUGUACCUGAUAUGGGGCAUGUUUGACAAACUGCACUCUGGCGAGGAAAAUGGCCAGACCGUGAUCACGAAGGAGUCAAGCCCAUGCACUCUUUGUCAAUGCACAAAAUACGGGGGCAGCUCAUGGAUGGACUUUGGUCCAGGAGCUGCCUGGCAGGCAAGCUGUUGGGCGCCAGUUCCGUGGAAAUCAUGGCCAGGCCGCAGCCCAUGCAUUUUAUUUCAGCUCUCCAACAUGAGCGCUUGCAAUGUCGCAAUGGAUUGGAUGCACAUAAAGUACCUUGGGGCAGACCAGUACAACUAUGCCUCAGUCUUCUUUUUGCUCACCCACCAUAUUUUGCCUGGCACGCCAGCCCAGAACAUGGAGGUCAUCUGGAGGGAACUUCAACAUAUCUACAAGAGAGAUGAUAUACCCUCUCGCUUUCGGUGCCUGAAUACCGUGCGAAUGUUCUUGAGAAAAAACAAUAUGGUCAAGCUCCGAGGAAAGGCUGCUGAAAUCCGACAUUUGCGCGGGCCGCUUCUGGAGAUAUGGCAGAGACACAUGGUUCAGGCCGUUGCAAUUCAUCGAAAGAUUCGGGUCAUGCUCAAGCUGAACACAACUCUGGAAGGUAUCUUGACGAACAGCAAAGGCGACUUUGCUUUGUGUGCUGAAGAUGCUGCACAAUUCCAAGAUGCGACAAUGGGCUGGCUUCUCUUGCAAAAAGAGCUGCAGGAUCAUUUCUCGGACAGCGAUGUGCCUUUGUUCAAUGUGACAGAAAAGAGCCAUUUUAUCGAGCAUGCUGCCCUCCUUGCCCGCUACAUCAAUCCUCGGAUGGUGUGGUGCUUCGCAGGGGAAGAUCAACAACGUCGGACCCAACAGCUGGCCGAGACGUGCAUGAAGGGCUUGGGCCCGGCGAAGGCCAGCCUCAAGAUGAUGUCGAGGUAUCGUCUCGCUUUGGGUCGGCUGUUCAGCAAGCACGGGCACGUGUGA
Messenger RNA from Symbiodinium sp. CCMP2592, 1479 nucleotides. Lineage: Eukaryota; Dinophyceae; Suessiales; Symbiodiniaceae. The record is from the annotation of a GenBank genome assembly.